UGAAGCAUUUAUCUCUCAGCGGAUAUCUCGGUACGAGCAGUCAUGCGCGAGAAUUCCAAGCGGACAGAUCGCUUUGACUCGGCAGAAUAAUCGCACUGCACAUAUCGCAUUGGCUUAUAACCUGAGGACGUAUGUAAUCGUGAGCAUCGAUAUUGACACAAACUUUCAUUCUACGACACAUGAUAUUUGACUUUAAUUCGGGACGAAAAGAACAAUCGAGUAUCUCGAUUAAGCUAUGGAGUACUGGACGAUAAUCUUAUCGAUAUUAGCCGGUACACUUGUCAUUUAUUAUUAUUUUUCAUCUUGUAAACGGUCCAACGAUUUGGAGCAGCAUGGAAUUCCAUAUAUAAGGCCGCAGUUCGUGCAAACUCUUUGGCAGCUUUUCGUACGUCCAAAGAGUUUUGCCACGUCAAUUCAAGAACUAUACAAUUUUUAUCCCGAUGCUAAGUAUACCGGUCUCUUUAAUUUCUCGAAACUGGUCGUCGUGAUGCGUGAUCUCGAAUUGAUCAAGUCUAUCGGCAUUAAAAAUUUCGAUUCGUUUCAAGAUCACUUAUUUUUCGGCAGCGAAUCGACCAAUCGAGAUCCGCUUUUCGGGAAAAAUCUGGUUGCACUUCGCGGAGAUCAGUGGCGAGACAUUAGGACGCUUCUAAGUCCUUCUUUCACGUCUAGCAAAAUGAGAGCUAUGUUUCAAUUGAUGUCCGAGUGCGCCGUGAACUUUUCAGAAUAUCUAAUUAAAGCGCCGACUGACAAGCAAAUUGUAGAAAUGAGGGACAUCUUCACGAGAUACACUACCGACGUGAUCGCCACGUGUGCCUUUGGCAUUAGCGUGGAUUCGAUGAAAGACCCGGACAACGAUUUCUACACGUUUGGCGCAAAAGUAACAAAUUUUGACACGAUCGCUCUUAUAAAAAUUUUGCUGUCCCAACACAUGCCGUGGCUCAUGCGUCUGUUAAAUCUUAAAAUGAUAAACGAAUGUACCAACGCAUUCUUUAUAAAUUUGAUAGCUGAUACUAUAAAGAUCAGAGACGAGAAAAAUAUUAUUCGGCCGGACAUGAUCCAGCUGAUGAUGGAUAGUAGAGGGAAAAGAGAGGGGAAGGAACUAACCAUUGUAGACAUGACAUCGCAGGCGUUCAUCUUUCUCCUCGGUGGUUUCGACAGUAGCUCGACUCUGAUGAGUUUCUUAGCAUACGAGAUUGCUGUCAACCCACACAUCCAAGAGAAACUGCAAAAUGAAAUUGAUAAGGUUCUGGAAGAUACAAACGGUCAGCUAUCCUAUGAGGCAAUCAACGAGAUGGUAUAUCUGAAUGCUACUAUUAACGAGACUCUUAGAAUGCAUCCGGUGCAAGCACUCACGGAUAGGCUGUGCACGAAAGACUUUGAAUUGCCGCCCACAUUGCCAGGUGCGAAACCAUAUGUUGUGAAAGCGGGAACGCAAAUCUGGAUCCCUUUUUACGGCCUUCAGCAUGAUCCCAAAUACUUUCCGGAACCGGAAAAAUUCAGGCCUGAGAGAUUCUUGGAUGAAAACAGAGAGAACAAGUGCAAUCUUAAUGCUUAUUAUCCAUUCGGAUUAGGCCCAAGAAUGUGCAUCGGCAACAGAUUCGCUUUGCUGGAGACAAAGGUAAUGCUGUUUCAUCUGCUGGCUCGUUGUGACUUGAAGCCGUGUGAAAAAACUCCGAUGCCGUUAAAAUUACAAAAAGGUGGAUUCGCAAUGCGAGCCGAAGGCGGUUUCUGGAUGAGCGUUGUGCCGAGAGAGAAUCAGUAUUCUAUGUAAUAUUAAUUAAAUA
Molecule: messenger RNA, 1784 nt
Organism: Camponotus floridanus (Florida carpenter ant)
Lineage: Eukaryota; Metazoa; Arthropoda; Insecta; Hymenoptera; Formicidae
Product: cytochrome P450 9e2-like
Exons: 1
Coding region: 236-1771 (511 amino acids)
Molecular function (GO): monooxygenase activity; heme binding; oxidoreductase activity, acting on paired donors, with incorporation or reduction of molecular oxygen
Source: RefSeq, a predicted model, not a curated record